Adelges cooleyi (spruce gall adelgid) is the source of this 789-nucleotide messenger RNA. RefSeq lists its product as uncharacterized. Bases 109 to 738 code for a protein of 209 amino acids. The record is from RefSeq and is a predicted model, not a curated record. The transcript has 7 exons. NCBI's taxonomy places the organism in Eukaryota, Metazoa, Arthropoda, Insecta, Hemiptera, Adelgidae.
GAAAAGUCGCAAAUCUAACUAACAGAAGGCAACCCAAGUACCAAUAACAGUAUUAGUGUGUUUUUAAGUUUCAUUGAGAUAAGUUUAUCUAGUAUAAAAGUAUUUAAGAUGAAAUCCAACGCGAGUGUUGCGCUUGUUGCAGUGUAUUUGUUCGGUCUUAUUGUUUCAUUGAAUAGUUCGCCCAUGGGAACAUGCGGUAGCAAGGAAUCAGAGACAUCAGACACCUUGCUCAUACCAUUGAAUAGUUCGCCCAUGGUACCAGGUGGUGGCGAGACAUCAGAGGCAUCAAACACCUUGCCCAUACCAAUGAAUUGUUCGCCCAUGGUACCAGGCGGUGGCGAGACAUCAGGGACAUCAGAGACAUCAAACAUCUUGGCCAUUUUAAAACACAAGAGUGUAAAUCAAUUAUCCAAGGCUGAAUUACAAAUUGUAACAGAACAUGACUUCAAGAAAGCACUAGCCGGUGUAAAAAAUAAGAGUAUUUUAAGUUGCUUUUCGAAAAUACAACUAGACCCAGAGUUUGUUGCACGGCUUAUCGAUGCCAGGAAUAUCCUUCUUGGUUGUGAAAAAGGAAAUCACGAGGACCAAGAAAAAAAUAUAUUUUUUUCUAUAUUCUUUGUAAUAAAAUCAAAAUUAAAGGAGACACUGGGCCAAGAGAAAUUAAACACUAAAGAAUAUGAAAAUAUCGACAAAGAAAUAGAAGGGUUCAUUUUUCGGUUCAUAGGAAAAGUGAUAUAAUUAAUAAAAUAAAAGUAUUGAUGAUUUGUAAAUGAUAAUACAUUGGUUUUG